AUGUCUGCAAGAAGAGUGGACAACGGUAUCGUCACGGUGAUAGCUAUUGAUAAAGACAAGAACAGCCAACACGCAUUGAAAUGGGCGGUUGAGAACAUUCUUGUCGAUUCUCCAAACUGUGUUCUUCUCCACGUUGAACCUAAAGGAAACACUGGAGCACAUAUACAACGUGACAAUCAAGAUGAUUCUCAUCAAUUCUUUCUUCUUUUCAGAGGAUUCUGCUCUAGAAAAGGAAUUAUUCCCAAGGAGGUUCUUCUUAGAGAGAUUGACAUCUCUAGUGCUAUUGUCAGCUACAUCACCAACAACUCCAUUUCAAAUAUAGUUGUUGGCGCAUCUUCUCACAAUGCCUUUUUCAAGAAGUUUAAGAGUCCAGAUGUUCCCACCACUUUGCUUAAAACGUCUCCAGAGACUUGCGCAGUCUUUGUUGUGUCAAAAGGUAAACUGCUAAAAAGCAAAUCCGCAAGUCAGGCUCUGAAGCAUCAUCCCGUACAACAAAGUCUCUCUACUUUGUUGUACAAUAACGAGCCAACGACUUCCACCUAUUCAAGUGAUUCAGAGAGGGAAUCAUUUGUAUCUACACAACACAGCAAACCCAUGUCAGAUUUCUCCCAAACCAGUUCACCUCCUCGCAUCUCAUCAACGCAAACUAUGAGUGAGUUUUCACAGUCAGACACUGACAGUGGAAGUUAUGGUAUGGUAUCAACUGUGACUUCUUACACUAUAUCUCAAAGUUCCACUACCAACGGAAGCUCCAUCUCUUCAACAUCCACGGAGAGUCCACAUGCGGUAACUUUCAUGGAACAACAGAAUCAAAAUCUUGAAGCAGAAGUGAGGAGAUUGAGACAAGAACUGAAGCAGUAUAAUCCCUCAAACAACAAAGAAAGCUCUCAAGAACAUAAACUACCUAGAGCCAAAGGUGUUAGAAGAUUAGACCAAGCAAUAGAGAUGCCUAGAGCAUUGUCUGAGGAGAAUCAGAAAAGGCUUUCAGCAAUCCAAGCAGCUGAAAUAGCAAAAAAAUUAGCAAAAAUGGAGAGCCAAAAGAGAAAGUUACUUGAGAUGCAAGCCAAGUUGGAGAAACAAAGAAUGGCAAGCAACGUCUCUUACAGACGUUACAGUAUCAAAGACGUUGAAGGUGCUACCAAUGGCUUUUCAGAUUCCUUAAAGAUCGGUGAAGGAGGGUAUGGACCUGUGUACAAGGCCGUCCUCGAUUACACUUCUGUCGCCAUUAAAAUCUUGAAGUCUGGUAUCACACAAGGCCUGAAACAGUUCCAACAAGAGGUUGAGGUUCUGAGUAGCAUGAGGCAUCCUAAUAUGGUGAUCCUCCUCGGUGCAUGUCCUGAGUACGGUUGUCUUGUUUACGAGUACAUGGAGAAUGGAACGCUUGAAGAUCGUCUAUUCUGCAAAGACAAUACACCACCGCUUUCUUGGAGAGCAAGGUUCAGAAUCGCUGCGGAAGUUGCCACAGGGCUUCUUUUCCUUCACCAUGCGAAACCUGAGCCGUUGGUUCAUCGUGAUCUGAAGCCGGCAAACAUUCUACUUGAUAGACAUUUCACUAGCAAGAUUAGUGACGUUGGUUUAGCUCGUUUAGUACCUUCCUCUGUGGCUGAUAGCUAUAGUAACUAUCACAUGACUUCUGCAGCUGGCACAUUCUGUUACAUCGACCCUGAGUACCAGCAAACCGGAUUGCUGGGAGUGAAAUCUGAUCUGUACUCUUUUGGUGUGGUGCUUUUGCAAAUGAUAACAGCCAUGCCAGCAAUGGGAUUAGGCCAUAAAGUAGAGAUGGCGGUUGAAAACAACAAGCUCAGUGAACUUUUCGAUCCAAAGGUAUCAGAAUGGCCUGAGGAAGAGACUCUGGGGUUGGCUAAAUUGGCUUUACAGUGCUGCGAGCUGAGGAAAAGAGACAGACCUGAUCUUGCUUCAGUAGUGUUACCGGCUCUGAACAGGCUAAGAGAGUUUGCAAGGGAGGAUCAUGAACGUAUCAAGGACAGAACAUCUCAUGUAUCACAAUCUAACUAUUCGGAUCCGGUUCCUUCCUCUCAGAUUAGCAGGAAGCCAACUUUGGGAUUACCUGAGAUCCACGGCCAUCUUGAUCAGUUAAAGACGCGUAGUCAUUCAGUACCAAGAAGAAGUAGACGACCUCCAAGAUCAGAAAGAAGCAGCCAGUACAAAGGCAACCGUUGGUUUUUUAUGAGUUGUGCACCUUCCAAAAGUUCAGUGGGGUGA
This is a messenger RNA of Brassica oleracea var. oleracea, 2223 nucleotides long. RefSeq names its product U-box domain-containing protein 35. Gene Ontology annotation, molecular function: ATP binding; protein kinase activity. Lineage: Eukaryota; Viridiplantae; Streptophyta; Magnoliopsida; Brassicales; Brassicaceae. The transcript is spliced from 10 exons. Gene Ontology annotation, biological process: protein phosphorylation. The coding region runs from base 1 to 2223 and encodes 740 amino acids. The record is from RefSeq and is a predicted model, not a curated record.